AGAGUUUCUAUUUGUUGUGUUGGCAUUUUGCUUCGCGGGCAACUUCCAUUCUAGUCAUCUCUAUUUUAGAUGUCAGUUCUCGAAUAAGUUGUAUUCGUUUGUGUUUUUAUAACUAAUUGAUUCGUUCAGAAAAUAAACACUUAUCGCCGAUUGCUUCUUCACAAUUAAUAAAAAUGUCUAGUACUUCGCAAAAACAUAGAAAUUUUGUAGCCGAGCCUAUGGGCAGCAAACCUGUGACAGAUUUGGCAGGAGUCGGUGAAGUUCUAGGAAAAAGGCUUGUGGAAGCCGGCUUUGAUAAAGCGUACGUAGUAUUAGGACAGUAUCUAGUCUUAAAGAAGGAUCAAGAAUUAUUCAGAGAAUGGUUGAAUACUUGCGGUGCAAAUUCCAAACAAGCCGGAGAUUGUUACCAAUGUUUAAACGAUUGGUGUGACGAGUUUUUAUAAACAUUUUAAUAAUAAUAUUUUAGAUCAUUAUAUUAUGAAGUAUAAGCUGUAUGAUAUUCUGCUAGAUUUUAUAUUGUAAUUUAUGAAUUUUAUG
Molecule: messenger RNA, 537 nt
Organism: Ctenocephalides felis (cat flea)
Lineage: Eukaryota; Metazoa; Arthropoda; Insecta; Siphonaptera; Pulicidae
Product: barrier-to-autointegration factor-like
Molecular function (GO): DNA binding
Source: RefSeq, a predicted model, not a curated record